This is a messenger RNA of Nerophis ophidion (straightnose pipefish), 3190 nucleotides long. It is a transcript of the gene mettl21a, whose product is annotated as methyltransferase 21A, HSPA lysine. The record is from RefSeq and is a predicted model, not a curated record. NCBI's taxonomy places the organism in Eukaryota, Metazoa, Chordata, Actinopteri, Syngnathiformes, Syngnathidae. Gene Ontology annotation, molecular function: protein-lysine N-methyltransferase activity. The coding region runs from base 117 to 773 and encodes 218 amino acids. Gene Ontology annotation, cellular component: cytosol; cytoplasm. The transcript is spliced from 3 exons. Gene Ontology annotation, biological process: peptidyl-lysine methylation.
CACCAGCAGGGUGCAGCAUUGCAAACAAAGCCAGGUUGCUUUCGGCGGAAGUACAUAGUGUUAAGACUCGAAGAAAAAAAACUAUUCUUUAAUAUUUGUAUGUUUUAAUUUAUAACAUGGCGCUGGUUCCUUAUGUAGAGAACGCGUUACCUGCGCUUGCCAAACUUCAGAAUUCAUCCGCGCGUUUUCAUUUCGCCAACCGUGACAUUUGCCUGGCCCAAGACUGGAGGAAGCUUGGAGUUGCAGCAGUUGUAUGGGACGCGGCAGUUGUCAUGUGUGUGUACUUAGAGCUGAGCCAGGUGGAGCUCCGGGGGAAGGUGGCCAUUGAGCUGGGAGCUGGAACCGGACUGGUGGGCAUCGUUGCAGCCUUGCUGGGUGCCAAGGUGACAAUCACCGACAGGAAGCCCGCCCUGGACUUCCUGUCUGCCAACGUAAAAGGCAACCUUCCUCCUGACCUCCAAGAGUCCGCGGUGGUCUCUGAGCUGUCUUGGGGGGACAACCUUGACCGCUACCCAGCAGAGGGAUACGACCUGGUGCUCGGAGCCGACAUAGUUUACCUGGAGGACACCUUUGUGCCACUGAUGGAGACACUGCAGCACCUGUGCGCGGACACCACCGUCGUGCUGCUGGCAUGCAAGAUCCGCUACGAGCGAGAUACCAACUUCUUGAGCAUGCUGAGGCAACGCUUCACCGUCACGGAGGUCUACUACGACAAAGAAAGGGAUAUUCAUAUAUAUAAAGCCGGGAAACAAACAUCCAGGAGCGGUUUGUGAUUCCCUGGCUACAUAACAUGUUUUGAAUUCAAUAUUAGCAGAAACACAUUUAUUACCAGCUGGUAAAAUGUAACAGCUGUAACAAUGUUUCAUAUAGCUUGGCGCUGACAUACAUUUUCUCACUGGAAAUGAAUAAAAAGCCACAUAACAUAAAAAUAAGGACUUUACACAAUACCUAAAAAUACAAUAUGGCAUCCCAUCAUCAAGUCUCCUUGCUUUGGCUGCACUUUACAAUCCAUUUGCAAAAAUGCCACAAUUGUGAAAAAGCAAAAGCAUUCCCAAACAUGUAAUAAUCAGCUGCUGCCUGAGACUUAGCUCGUAAAUAACGUGAAAUGUAUCUGGAUUGUUUCAGCAAGGAAAAGUGCACAAUCACCUCAUCUUAUUAGAACGUUACAAACUUUGCGAAAAAGUCUUAAAAGUUGAAAUACGUCACAACAGGCGGUCUGUCAGCGUGUAUUUCUUCUAUUGCAUAACAAGUUGUAAGCAGGGCUCAUUAUUUUUGGUUUUAAUUUGUAAAAAUAAGGGCAUCAGCAGUGAUGGAUUGGAUUAAAAGCCACAAUACAAAAGUUUUUUUAUUCCUCACAAUAUACUUGGAUCUCACACACGCUAGCCACUUUGUGGCUGUUCAUUUUUCUCACGUUAUUUCCUAUCUCUUCACUCCUAGGGCCAAGACAGGACCUCGUUUAUUGCGAAUGUGUGUGCAGUUCCCGUUUUUCAGUUAUUUUUAUUUAAUUUUUUUUAAAUUGGUGAUGACUAGAAAAACAAAACAAAAAAUAAUGGCCCUGCGGUAAUAAGGUUGGAGACGCUGCGCCAGUUAAAAAAGAUAGCUUGUGUUUUCUGUUGCGUUAAAGAAACCCAAAUUUAAAAGGUUAACCAUUUUGUUGAUGCAGAGAUAGUGAACAGGUGAAAUGGCAUUUGAGGAACACAAACACAGUUUAAAGAUAAAAAGUUCCAGAAUGCAUUGUCGACACCCUGUGACGCAGCUUGUGUUAAAGCCAAGUUUGGAUGACAUGAAAUCUCCAAGUGUGCCGUGCGCCUCGACGGCGGGGGUGAGAGGGGGGGUUUGGUCGGGUGGUAACUGUUUACUCGUUAGCUCCGUGACAUCUUCAUCCGCAGCUUUAAGUUCAAACCACAAUCGGUGACAGAAUGCUUCCCUUUGGGUCACGCCACCACAUCAUUCAUGUGUGUGUUGAUGCGUGCUCCUUGGAGGACAAAUCUCCAAGUUGCCACGGGAACAGAACGCUAACUUAAGAGCGGGAGGUUGGUUUUUUUCCUAAUGGGUCACAUGAUUACUUUCAGUUUUUUUUAAAAACAGAAAGCAAAACAAGUAGAAAAGGGAGACCAGCAACCAUAUGCAUGGCUCUUUACGGAGUCUCUGUACAUGGGGGCUGUUGGGCGAUGAGUGCUUUACUCAGAUUUGUGGCAGUACAAGUCUUUUAGGGCUUUAAGUUCCUCAAUGAGGGUUUUGUUCUGGUUCUCCAGCACUGCCACACGGUUCUCCAAACACUUCACAUACUCCUUCUUCUUCCUGCGACACUCACGGGCAGCCUCUCUGCGGGGGGAAAAAAAAAAUGCCUAUUAGGUUUUUAGAAGUUGGGGAUUACAGUGGUACCCCAAUUUAAGAAUGUUUUGUGUCACCCCAGAUCACACCUCACUCCUACUUACUUCUCCAAAGUGGGCUGGUUCAGGGUGGAGGACAGAGCUAAACAACUUGCACUGAGCCUAGUCUAUAAAAUCCGCUACACCUCCCUGAUACCGAAGUACACGUCAAACUACUUCCAUAACGUAAAUGAACGCUAUAACCACAACACCAGGGGGAGCUCCACAAACCACGUUAAACCCAGAUUCCGAUCGAACAAAGGUCUUAACUCUCCUUCUAUGCCACAUCAAUAUGGAAUGCACUCCCAACGGGUGUAAAAGAAAGUGCAUCUCUAUCCUCCUUCAAAACCGCACUAAAAGAACAGCUCCGGGCAAUUUCAACCCUUGACUAAUACCAUCCGGAUUGUAAAUAAUCAAAUGUAUAUACUUGUUCUUAUGCUUUCUGAACUCACUAUGUUCACUGCUCGCUGUAAAUAUCCUACCAAGUCAGACCUACACUGUUUGAAUGUCCAUUUCUCUGACGAUGCAAUUGCUGAUGACUGAAGUGCUGAUAUCAACCAAAUUUAACCCCCCCACCAUAUCCCACCCCCCGGAUUGUAAAUGAUGUAAAUAAUUCAAUGUAUAUACUCUGAUGAUUAACUUGUGUGAUGACUGUAUUAUGCUGAUAGUAUAUAUUUGUACCAUGAAUUGCAUUACGUGGACCCCGACUUAAACAAGUUGAAAAACUAAUUCGGGUGUUACCAUUUAGUGGUCAAUUGUACGGAAUAUGUACUGUACUGUGCAAUCUACUAAUAAAAGUUUCAAUCAAUCAAUCAAAA